AUGACGACCCAGCAAGUCAACCUCUCGAUGUCUCAGCUUUCGCUGAAUUCUAACGGCUCGGCCAGCGAGGCGGAAGAUUGGGACCGCUCCAUGAAUCUCGACACGCAAACUCCGCGUAAUUCGGUCGCGUUUCCUGGCGGGGAGGGAGGAGAGGGGGAGGCAGCCGCGGCUCUAGGACGAGGGCAGGACGGGAAGUCCAAGCGCACGCUGAGCGAGCUGCUGAAACUCCAUGCCGAGAAGGGGAAGGACGUGGCCUUCAGCCCCGAAGAAGCGAGCAGAAUAGCAGAGGUCCUUGGGCAAUGGAUAAACUCAGGGCCAUCACCAUAUGAAGGCGAAGACGACUUCUUCGCACGAUCGCAAGACGAUUCCGCGUUGGGAAAGCGCACGCCGUCGGCACAAUUCGACGCGACGGGCAGGCCCAGAGGGCAGAGCGAAAGUGUCAUUUCCCAGUCAUAA
Messenger RNA from Rhodofomes roseus, 456 nucleotides. RefSeq lists its product as uncharacterized. The transcript has 2 exons. Bases 1 to 456 code for a protein of 151 amino acids. The record is from RefSeq and is a predicted model, not a curated record. NCBI's taxonomy places the organism in Eukaryota, Fungi, Basidiomycota, Agaricomycetes, Polyporales, Fomitopsidaceae.